Molecule: messenger RNA, 1641 nt
Organism: Harpia harpyja (harpy eagle)
Lineage: Eukaryota; Metazoa; Chordata; Aves; Accipitriformes; Accipitridae
Gene: SUMO2
Product: small ubiquitin like modifier 2
Exons: 4
Coding region: 220-507 (95 amino acids)
Biological process (GO): protein sumoylation
Cellular component (GO): nucleus
Molecular function (GO): ubiquitin-like protein ligase binding; protein tag activity
Source: RefSeq, a predicted model, not a curated record
GGGGGGGGGGGCGGGGGAGAGCCCGGCGGACGGGGCGGGCGCGCGCACGCACGGGGGCAAGGCGCGGCCCCGCGGCAGUGCGUGCGCGCUCCCUGCCCCCCCCCCCGCCUUCCCCUCUCUCUCUCUCCCUCUCUCUCUCCUCUCUUCUCCGCCGCGCUCGGUCGUUUCUUCCCCCCCUUUGUGAGGCGCUCGGAGUGGCCCGGACAUCGCUGACUCGCCAUGGCCGACGAGAAGCCCAAGGAAGGAGUGAAGACUGAAAACAAUGACCACAUUAAUCUGAAGGUGGCAGGGCAAGAUGGGUCUGUGGUGCAGUUUAAGAUUAAGAGGCAUACACCACUUAGUAAACUAAUGAAAGCCUAUUGUGAACGACAGGGGUUGUCAAUGAGGCAAAUCAGAUUCCGGUUCGAUGGGCAGCCAAUUAAUGAAACAGACACACCUGCACAGUUGGAAAUGGAGGAUGAAGAUACAAUUGAUGUGUUCCAGCAGCAAACAGGAGGAGUUUACUAAAAAAACAAACAAACAAACACACAAAAAAAGAACCUGCUACUUUCCUCUCCAGAACUGUGCUCCCACAGGCGACACAUUCACAAUUAGAAAAAUGAGACUUGGUUCAGCCACAUCCUGACUACUGCAGUAUAGUUUUCUCUCUUCUCUCUUUGAUUUUUUUUUUUCCUAUUCCUUUUAUUGUACAUAAAGUAACUGGUGUAUGUGCACAGACAUAAUGCAUAUUUUUUUUAACUAAAUGGCCAAUGGUAUGUUUUGAUCAACAUUUAAUGGAGAUGGGGUGGGAAAACAAACUGGUUCUGUGAAAAUGCCCCUUUCUCCGUUAGUGGCAUGCUCCUUCUACUUUUAUCUUUAUAUUCCAGUAAGUUAUUUUGCUCUCACUGUUUAAAAACAAAAACCUUGCAUACCUUGUUUGAUUGGAUAAUUUCAAUGUUUUUCUUUUAUCAUUGUAAAACCAAGGACAAUUUUAUAACUUUUUUGUACGUAGCUGUUACAUGUAGAGCAAUCUCUGUCUAAGUAGGGGUAAAUUACUCUUAAAAAAAAAAAAAAAAAAUCCUAGAUAGUUUUCCCUUCAAGUAAAGCGUCUUGUUGUUUAAAUAAACUUCUUGUUUAAAAUAACCAGUUUUCUUUAUUUUUCUGUGGAGUAAUAGUACUCAGCACUUAUUCCUUUCUCUGCAGCUUUUUAUGCUUCUCAGUUCUCAGCUUUCUGUGCGGUAAGUAAGCAUAAUCCCCCUUUUACAGUCAGAAGACUGUUGGAAAAUGAAAGGCUUCCUUGAGACCUCUCAGUCAGUCCGUAGUUGAACUGGAAAUAGAAGUCAGUUUUCUCUUCUUUUGGUGUUUUUUUUUGUGUGUGUAUGUUCUGCUAAGCCAAAAAUGUUUGAUUAGGCAAACUGCAAAAUACUGGACUACUUACUAAUGCCUUUGGGUUGAGAUCUUUUUGUCAGUUUUUAGUAGAAGCAUCAAUAUUGUUGUUACAGUAGCUUAUUUAAAACUCUGUAUUUGAAUGCUUUUUGAUGUAAACGUUAAGUUACAAAGAGCAAAUAAUUUUGUUAAUCAUUCAGUUUACCGUGGUAUCAAAUGGGAGAUGCUUGGAAAUGUAAAGCAAAAAUAAAAACCUGAGUUCUGGUUUUGGGUGUA